AUGUCCUCCGACUUCUGGACCUCAUCGCACUCGCGGUAUCACCUCCACCCGCGCUCCUCUAUCCUCGCCUCGCGCUCCCUGGACCUCACCUACUGCACCCCGCGCCAGCUCUACUGCCUCCAUAUCUACUUUGCUGGCCUUUUGCAGAAGCUCGGCAAAAAGCUCCUCCUGCGCCAAGUACCCAUCUCGACCGCUAUCGUCUUCUUUAAGCGCUUCUACCUCAAGAACUCGAUAUGCGAGACGAAUCCAUAUCUUGUGUUGGCGGCGUGUGCGUACGUGGCUGCAAAGAUCGAGGAGACGCCUGUUCAUAUCAAGAGCGUGGUCGCAGAGGCCAAGGCGGUGUUUGCGGAGAAUAGCAUCAAGAUAUUCCCGGCGGAUUCGAGCAAGUUGGGCGAGAUGGAGUUCUACCUACUGGAGGAUCUGGACUUCCAUCUGGUUGUGUUCCACCCGUACAGAGCUUUGUUGGCAAUGACGGGUCGAGAGCCGGCGGACGGGGGAAGAUGGAGCAGUACCAGGGUGGAAGAGGAUCAGGCGGCGCGGAAGGGGAAAGCACCGGGAGCAGCGGAGGAGAGCGAGGAGGAGCGUAUUCGGAGGUUGAUGUCUAGAGGGAGUGGGGAAGGGUUGAUUGAGAUCGACGAGGGUGUACUGCAGAUCUGCCUAUUCCUUAUCAACGAUACCUACCGUACCGACCUCCCCCUCCUCUACCCACCAUACCUCAUCGCCCUUGCUGCCCUGUACAUCGGCUACUGCCUCACAUCCAUCAACUCUCUCAACCCCUCUGCUGCCUCUGGAGGUGCUUCUCAACCUCGCACCCGCUCCUCGACCCAGCAAAGCCACCCACCGACGAACCCCGCACUCGGUCUCCCCUCGCCUCCCUCAGCGGACUUUGCGGCCUUCAUCGCGAGCUUCCAAGUCAGCAUGCCGGUACUCAUGGCGUGCGUACAGGACGUAGUGGUCCUGUAUCCUAUAUGGGAGGGGUUUGAACCUGCGCAGAGAGCGGGACCGGCUGGCGGGUCAGGGAGCGGAAGUGGUGGAGGAAGUAAGGGCGUACUGGCGGGAAUGGCGGGUAUGAGAGCAGGAAUGGCGGCUGCGUCGGGGGCCGCACCGGGUGGAGGGGGAAAGGAAGAGAGCUUCGGUGUGGCGGAAGCAGAGGCGCUGGUCAGGCGGAUGAUCGAGGAACGCGCGGUCGACCUCAUGCACCCCGACGACGCCGGCAAGCAGGUCAUUGGAAAGAAGCGCAAAGCGUAG
Messenger RNA from Dioszegia hungarica, 1248 nucleotides. Its product is annotated as putative general RNA polymerase II transcription factor. Lineage: Eukaryota; Fungi; Basidiomycota; Tremellomycetes; Tremellales; Bulleribasidiaceae. The record is from RefSeq and is a predicted model, not a curated record. Gene Ontology annotation, molecular function: cyclin-dependent protein serine/threonine kinase regulator activity. The transcript has 3 exons. Gene Ontology annotation, cellular component: mediator complex; nucleus. Bases 1 to 1248 code for a protein of 415 amino acids. Gene Ontology annotation, biological process: positive regulation of transcription by RNA polymerase II.